AUGAAGCGCAAGAAAGGUGAAAGCAGCGGUUCUGCUCAACGCCGCCGUGUUGGAGAUCAACCUCCACCAGCCGUCGCAGAUCAACUCGCUCAGCCUCUACCAGCCGUUGCAGAUCAACUCGUUCAGCCUCUACCAGCCGUUGCAGAUCAACUCGCUCAGCCUCUACCAGCCGUGGCAGAUCAACUCGCUCAGCCUCUACCAGCCGUUGCAGAUCAACUCGUUCAGCCUCCACCAGCCGUCGCAGAUCAACUCGCUCAGCCUCCACCAGCCGUCGCAGAUCAACUCGUUCAGCCUCCACCAGCCGUUGAAGAUCAACUCGUUCAGCCUCCACCAGCCGUCGCAGAUCAACUCGCUCAGCCUCCACCAGCCGUUGCAGAUCAACUCGUUCAGCCUCUACCAGCCGUCGCAGAUCAACUCGGUCAGCCUCUACCAGCCGUCGCAGAUCAACUCGCUCAGCCUCUACCAGCCGUUGCAGAACAACUCGUUCAGCCUCUACCAGCCGUUGCAGAUCAACUCGCCUCCACCAGCCGUCGCAGAUCAACUCGCUCACCUCCACCAGCCGUGGCAGAUCAACUCGCUCAGCCUCCACCAGCCGUCGCAGAUCAACUCGCUCAGCCUCCACCAGCCGUGGCAGAUCAACUCGGUCAGCCUCUACCAGCCGUCGCAGAUCAACUCGCUCAGCCUCUACCAGCCGUUGCAGAUCAACUCGUUCAGCCUCGACCAGCCGUUGCAGAUCAACUCGCUCAGCCUCCACCAGCCGUGGCAGAUCAACUCGCUCAGCCUCCACCAGCCGUCGCAGAUCAACUCGCUCAGCCUCGACCAGCCGUCGCAGAUCAACUCGCUCAGCCUCCACCAGCCGUCGCAGAUCAACUCGGUCAGCCUCCACCAGCCGUUGUAGAUCAACUCGCUCAGCCUCUACCAGCCGUUGCAGAUCAACUCGCUCAGCCUCCACCAGCCGUGGCAGAUCAACUCGCUCAGCCUCCACCAGCCGUCGCAGAUCAACUCGUUCAGCCUCUACCAGCCGUUGCAGAUCAACUCGCUCAGCCUCUACCAGCCGUGGCAGAUCAACUCGCUCAGCCUCUACCAGCCGUGGCAGAUCAACUCGUUCAGCCUCUACCAGCCGUUGCAGAUCAACUCGUUCAGCCUCCACCAGCCGUCGCAGAUCAACUCGCUCAGCCUCCACCAGCCGUCGCAGAUCAACUCGUUCAGCCUCCACCAGCCGUCGCAGAUCAACUCGCUCAGCCUCUACCAGCCGUUGCAGAUCAACUCGCUCAGUCUCCACCAGCCGUUGCAGAUCAACUCGUUCAGCCUCUACCAGCCGUCGCAAAUCAACUCGGUCAGCCUCUACCAGCCGUCGCAGAUCAACUCGCUCAGCCUCUACCAAUCAACUCGCCUCCACCAGCCGUCGCAGAUCAACUCGCUCAGCCUCCACCAGCCGUCGCAGAUCAACUCGCUCAGCCUCGACCAGCCGUCGCAGAUCAACUCGCUCAGCCUCUACCAGCCGUCGCAGAUCAACUCGUUCAGCCUCUACCAGCCGUCGCAGAUCAACUCGGUCAGCCUCUACCAGCCGUCGCAGAUCAACUCGCUCAGCCUCGACCAGCCGUCGCAGAUCAACUCGCUCAGCCUCGACCAGCCGUGGCAGAUCAACUCGCUCAGCCUCGACCAGCCGUCGCAGAUCAACUCGCUCAGCCUCGACCAGCCGUGGCAGAUUAA
Messenger RNA from Medicago truncatula (barrel medic), 1713 nucleotides. RefSeq names its product basic proline-rich protein-like. Bases 1 to 1713 code for a protein of 570 amino acids. Lineage: Eukaryota; Viridiplantae; Streptophyta; Magnoliopsida; Fabales; Fabaceae. The transcript is spliced from 3 exons. The record is from RefSeq and is a predicted model, not a curated record.